UGUUUAUCAUAUCCGGUAUUGCAACAUAUUUAAUACGUACUUGAAACCUUAUCUGUUGUCGUCAGUCUUAUUGUCCGAGAUUGAAAUAGAUUCUGGUAGAUUGUGACUAUUUGAAUCAUAUGACCGAUAGCGUCACUGUCACUGAAAUUCUUAACAAAGGAUAGGAUUGUGUUACUGUGUGUGUGUGUGUCAGGAUUUGAGAAGGGAUUCGUAAUUGUUAUUGACCGGACAAGGAAGGUGUUAAGAAUGUCACUAUAUCCUUCUCUUGAAGAUAUGAAAGUUGACCAGCUGGCAACGGCACAAUAUCGGUUUGAGUCACAGUUUAAUCCGGUUGCAUUACCAAUAGCAAAUGCGCCAUCUUCUCCUCCAUCAUAUGCAUUGAACCCAACAGAAGUUCCCAAUGUAGGAAGAUACGGAGGUUCACUGUAUCCUGAACUUUCUGACUACAUGGGGUUGGAUAUUUCGCCUCAGGCUUUGGCAGAACUGGCACCAAAAUAUGCUGUGGCAAUACCACAACCAUCAGCUGUUUCUGUUCCUACGGCACUGUCUGGGCCACUUGUUGGAAUGGUAGCACCCUUGUCAGGGCAGUCAUUGGGUCUCCAGAGAGCUCAGGUGACAAAUGGAAUUAGGGAGCUGACUUUGUGCAAAGAUGCUUCUGGAAAGGUUGGUGUACGGGUGCAGGCUGUCAACAAGGGCGUGUUUGUAUGCCUGGUCACAAAGGGCUCUCCAGCCGCUAUAGCCGGCAUGCGGUUUGGAGAUCAAGUUCUGCAGAUAAAUGGUACUACCGUAGCUGGUUUUUCCAUGGAUCAGGUCCAUUCCUUGUUCCGUAAAAGUCCGGUCAAUGGUAUCUCUGUCGUGGUUCGAGAUAGACCUUUCGAGCGUACAGUCACCUUGCAUAAGGAUAGUGUUGGCCACAUUGGGUUUCAAUUCAAGAACGGGAAGAUAAUUGGACUGGUAAAGGAUUCGUCAGCAGCUCGCAAUGGCCUGCUCACUGAGCACCAUCUUCUGGAAGUUAAUGGACAGAAUGUUGUCGGAAUCAAGGACAAGGAUAUCACAGCAUUGAUAGAUGAAGGAGGCCCCAUAAUUACGGUUACAGUCAUUCCUUCGUUCAUAUAUGACCACAUUGUUAAAAAGAUGGCCUCAAGUCUAAUAAAGGGGUCCAUGGAUCAUUCAGUACCGGACGUGUAAUAAUUCUUUGACUUGUAAGACGUUGUUUGGCCAUAAAUAUUAAUGGGAGGUGUGCAGAGAACAUGGACAUCAUGUAUUCUCUUACAUUUACCUCUUCUCUUCUUCUUAUUCCUCAUAAAUAAGAAUAUGUAGUUAUAUAUGUAUGUGAUACUUUUAACAAUAUUUUUAUAAUAUUCAGAAACAUUGCCGAUUAUUUUGCAGGAUAUUGAGGUGGGUGUUAGAGUUAAAGAACAGCAGUAUUGAAUAUUAAAUGGUUUGUAUUGUAACAUUGUCAAUAUUUGAAAUCUCCAUGUAUCUCUAAUGUUUAUGUUUAAAGAUGAGUGUUUUUCAUGGACGGAACAUGGUUUUGUUUCCUAAUUUUCAUGCAUUAACAAAGGCUGUAAAUGUAUAUGGAUGCAGCUCUUCAACUUAUCAAGGAUUUCAUUUCUAUGACGUUAAUGGAAUCAAAGACUUCAAUUUUAAUUGAACUGUAAUAAUAUCUUUUUGAUGUAAUAAUUUUCAAGUUAAAUAUAUGUUUUAUUUUACA
This is a messenger RNA of Zootermopsis nevadensis, 1714 nucleotides long. Its product is annotated as syntenin-1. Gene Ontology annotation, molecular function: protein binding. Gene Ontology annotation, cellular component: plasma membrane; cytoplasm. The record is from RefSeq and is a predicted model, not a curated record. Lineage: Eukaryota; Metazoa; Arthropoda; Insecta; Blattodea; Termopsidae.